Acaulospora colombiana is the source of this 2151-nucleotide messenger RNA. NCBI's taxonomy places the organism in Eukaryota, Fungi, Glomeromycota, Glomeromycetes, Diversisporales, Acaulosporaceae. The record is from the annotation of a GenBank genome assembly.
AUGUCUUCCCUACUAGCCCGUGUUUUAUUUCAUGGGACAAAGCGGAAUCCAUCCAUCCUAAACUCCAUACGAAAUGCUCGUUUUCCCCAUCGACAUUUCGCUUCGGAAUCAAACACGGGCAAACAGAAUCUCAUAGAAAAGAUUGUCCAGAAAUAUGCUUUGGAUUUAUCUCCGGGUCAAAAAGUAAAGAGCGGAGAUUUCGUAACCAUUCAACCAGAACAUGUGAUGACUCACGAUAACACUGCUGUGGUCAUGUCAAAGUUUAAAAACAUUGGCGCAAAAUCAAUUAAGUUCCCGAGGCAACUCGUAUUUACUCUUGAUCAUAAUGUGCAGGAUAAAUCCGAAAAGAACUUGACGAAGUAUGCAACAAUAGAAAAAUUUGCCGAAGCUAAUAAUGUGGAUUUUUAUCCGGCCGGCCGGGGAAUCGGUCAUCAAAUAGUAGUCGAAGAAGGUUACGCGUUUCCUUACACCAUGACCGUGGCCUCGGAUUCUCACUCUAACAUGUAUGGUGGAAUAGGCUGCUUGGGAACACCUAUAGUUAGAACCGAUGCGGCGGCCAUCUGGGCCACUGGAAAAACGUGGUGGCAGAUUCCGCCUGUCGUAAAAGUAGAGUUCAAAGGACAACUUCCGGAUGGUGUCACCGGAAAGGAUGUUAUAAUCACUUUAUGCGGAAUGUUCAACAAAGAUGAAGUGUUGAAUUGUGCGAUCGAAUUUGUGGGGGAACAAAGUAUCCGUGGAAUCAGUAUUGAGGAUCGUCUGGCCAUAUCUAACAUGACAACAGAGUGGGGCGCAUUAGUCGGAAUGUUUCCGGUGGAUGAUGUAACAAUAAGAUGGCUCAGAAAUAGGGUUAGAAAGUUGGAACUUACGAGAUUUGAAAAUAAGAAUUUAAAGGCCAUCGCAGAUAAUGAACCAUUUAUUCAUCCUCGGAUCAAUCAUUCAAGAAUUGAUGAAAUUGAAAGAAAUCCUUUAAGGCCAUCUCCCGAUUCAUAUUAUUCAAAACAUCUGACAUUAGAUCUGUCAACUGUGUCGCCAUAUGCAUCGGGUCCUAACUCGGUAAAAGUUUCAACAUCCCUUGCUGAGCUUGAAAAAAAAGAUAUUGCCAUACAAAAGGCAUACCUUGUCUCGUGUGUUAAUUCUCGUGCAGCCGAUUUAAAGGCCGCAGCGGAGGUUAUCAAGGGUCGAAGAGUGGCAGAUGGCGUUGAAUUUUAUAUCGCAGCGGCUAGCAGCGAAGUACAGAAUGAUGCAGAGAAAAGUGGUGACUGGCAAACCCUCAUUGACGCCGGCGCAAAAGUAUUGCCUCCUGGUUGUGGACCAUGCAUUGGUCUUGGUGCCGGCCUCUUGAAGGAUGGGGAAGUUGGUAUUUCGGCGACUAACCGAAAUUUUAAGGGUCGCAUGGGUUCCCCGAACGCCUUAGCAUAUCUUGCUUCGCCUGCUGUAGUCGCUGCUUCCGCCGUAGCCGGAAAGGUGGCCAGUCCGGCAUAUCUAUCAACCUCGGUUUCGGUCCAUGCAAGAACGCAAACACCGAAAAUAUCAUACGUCUUGAACCCGAACGCGCAGUUCACCGCGAGUCCAUCAUCAGCCAGCGUUGAAAAGGUCAUACCCGGAUUCCCGGAAACAAUAAAAGGCCAAUUAUUAUAUUGUCAUGCUGACAAUUUAAAUACCGACGGGAUUUAUCCCGGUAAGUAUACCUACGUGGAUGAAUUACGGCCCGAGGAUAUGGCCAAAGUUGUCAUGGAAAAUUACGAUCCUAAAUUCGCAAAGAUGGUUAUAAAGGGUGAUGUCUUGGUUGGCGGUUUUAAUUUCGGAUCUGGAUCGUCACGGGAACAGGCUGCCGUUGCGUUGAAAGCCAGUGGCAUAACAUUAGUCCUUGCCGGGUCUUUUUCUGAGACAUUUAAGCGCAAUAGCAUCAACAACGCGUUACUCUGUCUGGAAGCACCCGAUCUUUUACACUUGUUAAGAGAUAUUUACAAGUCCGACGAUUUAACCACUCGCACGAACUUGAAUGCCGAAAUAAAAGUGGCCGAAGGCAAAAUGAUAAUAAGAGGUUUGAAUGAAUCAGAACGAGUAUUUAACUUGAGCGUGUUGGGUAAAAGCGUGCAAGAAUUAUGGGUGGCUGGUGGAUUAGAAAAUUGGGUGCGUCAAAGAAUUUGA